This is a messenger RNA of Anopheles maculipalpis, 1369 nucleotides long. RefSeq names its product adenylyltransferase and sulfurtransferase MOCS3 (gene Uba4). Gene Ontology annotation, cellular component: cytoplasm; cytosol. Gene Ontology annotation, molecular function: adenylyltransferase activity; URM1 activating enzyme activity; thiosulfate-cyanide sulfurtransferase activity. Gene Ontology annotation, biological process: tRNA wobble position uridine thiolation; protein urmylation. The transcript has 2 exons. Lineage: Eukaryota; Metazoa; Arthropoda; Insecta; Diptera; Culicidae. The record is from RefSeq and is a predicted model, not a curated record. The coding region runs from base 4 to 1329 and encodes 441 amino acids.
AUCAUGGGUGAAAUGAACGGCGAGGGAGAAAUCGAAGUGCUGGAAAAUGACAUACGUACAUUGCGAAAGCAGCUGCAGGAGAAGGUUCAGCAGUUGAAGACCUUGAAAAAGCAUUUUCAGAAAAAUUGCAUUACCAAGCUGAACAACGAUGAAAUUGCACGGUACAGCCGCCAGAUUAUACUGUCCGAGAUCGGUGUGGCGGGUCAACUGAAGCUAAAGAAGGCCUCGGUGCUGGUGGUUGGUGCUGGAGGGCUUGGAUGUCCCGCUGCCCUUUAUCUGGCCGGUGCCGGCAUAGGACGGAUUGGUGUGCUUGACUACGACGAGGUAGAGCUGACAAACCUUCACCGUCAGCUACUCCACACGGAGGCUACGGUUGGGCUAACGAAAGUGACCUCGGUGCAGUCGUACCUGCAGCAGCUGAACUCGCAGAUAGAAAUUCAAACUCACCACACGCAGCUAACGAGCGAUAAUGCGAUGUCCAUUCUCGAGCAGUACGAUGUGAUCCUGGAUGCAACGGACAAUGUGGCCACCCGCUACCUCCUGAACGAUGCGUGCGUAAUGCUUCACAAGCCACUUGUGUCGGGUAGCGCACUGCAGCUCGAAGGACAACUAACCGUGUACAACUACCGAGGUGGACCCUGUUACCGGUGCCUUUUCCCUACGCCGCCACCACCGGAAUCGGUUACAAACUGUGGCGAUGGAGGUGUGUUGGGCGCCAUAACCGGUGUGAUCGGUGCACUGCAAGCGCUGGAAACGAUCAAAAUUAUCCUGUCGAACGAGGGUGUACUAAGUGGUCGGUUGCUUCUGUUCGACGGUCAGCAGAGUGCAUUCCGCAAUUUAAAACUUCGACCCAAAAAGCCGACCUGUGCCGUUUGCUCGGAUACGCCCACCCUUACGAAGCUUAUCGAUUACGAGCAAUUCUGUCAGAUGAAAGCGACCGAUAAGGAUACCGCACUGACCGUGCUGGAACCGUGCGAACGGAUUACGGUGCGUGAGUAUUACGACGAAUGGCUUGCGGCAGGGCGAGACCAUUUGCUGGUGGAUGUACGGGGUGCAAAUCAGUUUGAAAUGUGUCAACUGCCUGGCGCACCGGUUAAUAUACCAAUUGACGACAUCCUUAGCAACAGGCGAACGGAGGAACUUCUCGCACGCGUACAGCAAACCGAGCAACCGGUGUACGUCGUUUGUCGCCGUGGUAACGAUUCGCAGCUAGCCGUGCGGCAUCUUGCACCGUUGUUUCGGGAUCGAAAGCUUCCAGCACCGCGUGACCUGAUCGGUGGGCUGCACGCCUGGACGAAAACGAUCGAUUCCGAUUUUCCCAUCUAUUGAGGGUGUUUUUUUGAUUAUUUUUUGUUUCUUCCUUUUCUCA